AUGCGACCGGCUGUUUCUGAUGACUCUGUGCAUGUUGCUGCAAGCUAUUUUUGGGUGCUCGUGGAUAUUGUUAGCUCUCAUGUUGCCUGCCAUCUGUUCAGGUUUCUUUCAUCGCUUCUGCUCCGCCGCCGCCGCCGCAGCCCGCGCCCUCCUGUCGCGACCCGCCGCCGCCGCUCCAAGCCGCCGCAGCCCGCGCCCUCCUGUCGCGACCCGCCGCCGCCGCUUUACAUCUUCUGGCGCUGCCGCCCACGAUCUUCCAAUCGCGCCAGCCGCCACCUGCGGCUGCCCCGACCCGAGCCGUUGCUGCCGCUUUUCCCCGCCGUAGCUGCUCCAUCCGCUGCUGUCUCUUGCAUCGCCCGCCGACCCGAGCCGCUUUUCCCCGCCGUAGCUGCUCCACCCGCUGUUGUCUCUCGCAUCGCCCGCCCGCCCCGAGCCGCUGCUGCCUCUCGCCCGCCCGCCCGACCCGAGCCGUCGCUUGCUUCGCCCGCACGUCGCCCGCCCCUUGCAUCGCCUGCAUGCCGCACGCCGCUUGCAUCGCCUGCAUGCGGCUCGCACUGCUCGCCUUGUCAGCACCCACUCGCCACUCCGGCCGCCCGCCAGCCCGGACCCCCCUGCACGCGCCACUCCGGCCGGCCGCCAGCCCUGCUGGCGUCCACCGACCCGUCUGCCGCCGCCUCUGCCGUCCCGUCGCCGGCGCCCUCUGGCGCGGCUCCGCCGCUGUACGGGGCGGCCGCUACCUACGGCACGUCCGGCAUCGCCCCGCCAGCCCGUCCCGACUUGCCGCCCGGCUCGGCUCCGCUGCCCCCGCUGGCGUACGUCGCCGCCCCACCGCCGGCGCUCUCCGGCCAGUCCGUCGUCGCCCCGUCGCCGGCGCCGACUCUACCCGUCGACCCCUUGUUGUUGCGCGGGGCGUUCGACGCGCCCGUUCCCACGUACGGGAAUCCUACGUACGGGGCUCCGCCCGUGUACGGGUCUCCCGGGUACUGGUGGGGGUUGUCAGCAGGCCAACAGUUUUUUCCGGCGGGCCAUCCGGCCUACCCAGCACAGUUUUCCGCCUCACAUGCCCGUACACCUCACAGCUAA
Messenger RNA from Aegilops tauschii subsp. strangulata, 1083 nucleotides. Lineage: Eukaryota; Viridiplantae; Streptophyta; Magnoliopsida; Poales; Poaceae. The record is from RefSeq and is a predicted model, not a curated record.